GCGCAGGUUUCAGUCAGAGGAGGAAUAGCGCUUCAGAGAGUCACGAACAGUUGGAGCUCUAAAAACGAAAGAUGUCUUUCGUCAAUGACAAACUGUACAAUGGGUACCUGCGGCGGAACAUGCCCACCAUUGUUAGCAAGGUGAAAGUGAGAGAAAUAGUGAUCCAUCUGCCUUGCCUGACUGCUCACGACCGGGAAACUAUAGAAGCAAAACGAGAGACUAGUGGGAAUUUUGAAGCCAUGAUUCUUCUUCUGGAUUGUCUAAAGAGAAGAGAAAACUGGCCGGAGCAGUUCAUUGAUGCGCUCGAGGCAUGUGAGCAUCGCACUAUUGCAGCUGAUAUCAGAAGAGAAUACAACGCUCUGAGAGGCAGCAAUUCCAACCCCAGCUCCCCUCCAAUGAAUGUCGUGAGGGCACACGUCCAUCCACCACCAUCUGACAGUCAUUUGCCAAUUCCAGAAAGUGGUGCUGCUGCUGCUUCUCCAGCUGAAGCUCCUCCAGCUCCUCCAGAGCCAGCUACCCAGGCUCCACCUCCUCCGGAAACCCCAUCACAGCUGCUGCAAGCCACCCAGACCCCAGCAGCAGCAGCAGCAGCAGCAGCAGCAGCCGCCGCCGCCCAAGUUCCCGAAGCAGUUUCCCCACCUGAGCCCGUCGCCGAGCCUCCACAGUCGACUCACAUCGACGCGAAGCCUCCUCCAUCAACACCUCCUCCGUCCCCUGAGACCCCGCACGCUCAGAUGACCACGCCCCCGCUGCAACAGAGGGAGAUUAACUCCCAUCAGGAGCCUGAGGAAAACUCUGAAUCAGAUAUCCCGGUUCAGGGGAGGUCAGCAAAUGUCGAGGUUUUGGUUAACUCUGCGACCACCCCGCAUCCAGUCGAGCAGACUGAAACAGGCGCUCCAUCCUACCCAGAUCAUCUCCAAACAGCGCCUGCCACUGAGGAGGAACCCCCACGGAGUCAAUCUCCAGCUCAGAUGGACUCAGAUGAAUCCUCCUUUCUCACUUUGACCCCAGCGAAGGCUCCGGUCCAGGACACCACCCCUCCGGUCAACACGAUUCCUGCUGCUGUCCUGCAGCCUGAGGAGACUUCUGAACCUGCUGCUGCACAGAUUGUUGAGAGCAGCCCGCAGACUGAAACUGCAGCUACAACCUCCCCUCAGCCUGAUGCUGCUGCGGCUGCUUUGGUGAACGCCUCCCUUAAUGAUGACGACUCUGUGUGUCUCAGCAAGCCUGGACAACUGGUCAGCAUCCAACCAGCAAACCACACCAGUCCCACUGUCCCUGCAUCCAUGGUGCUGGUGGAGCCCUACUCUGGUAACAGUGAUCGUCUGGAAAUAAGCGAAGCUGCACCAGACGUCGUGAGCUCUUCUGCAUGCUCCGCUGUCGAGAACACCGAUACAGCACUGCCAUGCCAGGAGAACGGCAUCGCCCCUAACCACAACGAACCCGAGGAGAACCAUUACGAGUCUCCGUCUGAGAGCUUGGACAUGCAGGAGGUUCAGGAGAACGUGGUGCAUGUGUCCGAGGUGCCGUCCAUCCUUAACCAGGGCGGCCAGACCCCGGCGCCGCAGAUUCAAAUCAACGGCGAAGCAGCCAAAGAAUUCACCUCUGCACCUCCUGCUGAUACCGUAUCGGGUUCCUGUGAACCUGCAGCGGCUGAUAUCUCACUCGUGCAGAAUUCAGACGACAAGACGGCUCUUCAGACCAAUCUCAGCCGGUCGCCUAACACAAAGUACGUUCUGACUGCUGUGGGAGUCGGUGCCUGUGCCCUGCUGGCGGCGUGGAGGUUCAAGAGUUAAAGGAAUCUAAUGCGUUUAAUGACGAUAAAGAAGAUACAGAAUGGGAAGGCAUGAGGCAACAGUUUAAUCAUUACCUAUCCUAAUAAUAGCUGGCUUGUAAGACCUUUGAUCAUGUCAUUAAUUACAGAUCUGUGGUUGUUUUAUCUUUUUACUGUUGAGAGCAAAAACCAAAUCUGCCCUUCGUGGUCUACUCGGGGUCACUUCAUGGACCUGGGUUGAGAUCUCAGGUAAUUCCUGCACUUGCUGGAAAUGUGUGGUUUUUAAAGGUACACUGCAGUCGUUAAGUAAUGAUUGUGUGUUCUCUCGUCUGAUAAGCCGAAUCAGACUGUGAGAACUAGUGUAUCAUAAAAGUGAAUUUUAUUGGACUGGGGAAGAGAGAAAACCAGCAGGUCACCAAACUCUGUAAAUGUCCUUUUCCUGUCCAUAGCAGGAAACAGGGCUGUAAAUGAUCGCUAUUGCACUGUCUGUAUUUAUUUGUAAAUAUAUAAAUAUAUAUACACACGAUAUGGAAAUCCAAGUAUGUAUUUUAAGAGAAACUGAUGUGUCAGAAGCAUUCCAAAGCACUCGUGAUGUUUCAGAUAUUCAACAAAGAAUCAGUCAGCUGAACCCCUGCAGAGUUAUUUUACAUGCUUAGAAAACUCCCGUAUUUUUAUAAAAACCAUUGCACUCCUUAGUAGAGAUUUGUCUUUUUAUGGCAGCAGCCCCCAGGUUAUUUCUAAGCAGGAAAGCGUCUUGCAUUACUAUGACAAGUCGUAUUGUCAUUAGCUGCGUAUUUUUUGCGGGGUGGAGUUUAUUUUGUGAUUUUUGAGGCUUGUUUCUUUUUUUCUUAAUGCUUGAAAAUGUAAACGUGUAGUAAAUGUUACUAUACUAUAGUAAAAAUACUACUGUACUAUAAAAACUAUUUUGCUGAACUUGGUGAAUUUGGUCCUCAGUGGACCUUUUUAGGCGACCAGCGAUCUGCACAAUUCACUGUGGGCUUUCUGGCAUUUUAUUUGUUGAUUAGAAAAUGUAGAAACAUGUUUGUCUGUCAUGGAAGGUGAGAGAUUUUUAUUGUAAAUAGCUUUGUCAGCACAGGAAAAGGUUAAUUUAGAAGGUUUUGCACAUUUUAAGAGCGUAUUUGAGCUGCACAGGUGGAGAUGAAAUGUAUUUUGAUUAUGGCUCACGUGUAAAUUGUAAUCUGAGUUCAGUUUUAACUGACAUUUUAUGCACUGUCUCUAGCUAUGCACUGCAGCAAUCAUCAAUAAACAUGAAAUUAUAUUUAAAA
This is a messenger RNA of Stegastes partitus (bicolor damselfish), 3060 nucleotides long. RefSeq names its product mitochondrial antiviral signaling protein (gene mavs). NCBI's taxonomy places the organism in Eukaryota, Metazoa, Chordata, Actinopteri, Pomacentridae. The record is from RefSeq and is a predicted model, not a curated record. Bases 72 to 1796 code for a protein of 574 amino acids. The transcript is spliced from 5 exons.